UUCAAUACAUCUCUCUCUCUGUGUCUCUCAAAAGAAAAGGCUCUCUUCCUUCUAUCUUUCGACAUAUUCGUUUCAGCUACUUAAAAGUAGUGGUGUAAAUGGAAGCAGCUACAGCUACUGUUAUUGGAUCUUCAAUUGGGAUCUCUGGACCUGGAAAAUCUGUUGCUAGAUUGGGUUUUUUAGCUACCAAUAAACAAGAUUUUGUGCGUUUUCCUAUUAAGCGUCAUUCUUCAGUUUCAUACUCAAAGCUGGGUAGUCAUAGGAGAGUGGCAUAUGGAAGUAGGAGAUAUAUGGCAGUGAGAGCAUCUUCGUCAUCAUCUUCAGAUUCUUCAGGGUCGAUUGUGCCAAUUGCUCCGCUUCAGCUUGAGUCUCCGAUAGGGCAGUUCUUAUCCCAGAUUUUGGUUAGCCACCCUCAUCUUGUGCCAGCAGCAGUUGAGCAGCAGCUUGAGCAACUUCAAACUGAUCGUGAUUCUGAGAAGCAGAAGGAAGAUCCUUCUGCUACUGGCACCGACUUGGUUUUGUAUAGGAGAAUUGCUGAGGUGAAGGCUAAUGAGAGGAGAAAAGCCCUGGAAGAGAUUUUGUAUGCAUUGGUUGUGCAGAAGUUCAUGGAUGCCAAUGUUUCUCUGAUACCCACCAUAGCCCCCUCUUCCACAGAGUCAUCUGGUCAAGUGGACUCUUGGCCUAGCCAAGAUGAGAAGCUUGAACAACUUCACUCGCCUGAAGCAUAUGAAAUGAUUCAGAACCAUCUAACUCUCAUUUUAGGAAAUCGGGUGGGUGAUUCAACUGUUGUAGCUCAGAUAAGCAAACUCAGGGUUGGACAGGUCUAUGCAGCAUCCGUGAUGUAUGGAUACUUCCUAAAGCGAGUUGAUCAAAGGUUUCAGCUUGAGAAGACAAUGAAAACCCUGCCAAAUGGUGUGGAUGAGAGAGAGAGUGAUAUUCACAAAGCUGUGGGUCAGGAUGUGAAACCUGGUGGUCGAGGGUUAUCCUAUCAAGCUUUGUCUUCCCAUCCUGAAGCCAUUUCUGGUGGUAUCAGUCCUGGAGGAUUUGGAAAUGGAUUAAAGGCUUCACGAUUGCGAAAUUAUGUUAUGUCUUUUGAUGGGGAGACACUUCAAAGGUAUGCGACAAUAAGAUCAAAAGAGGCUGUUAGCAUCAUUGAGAAGCACACUGAGGCCUUGUUCGGAAGACCUGAGAUUGUCAUAACGCCUCAAGGGACCAUUGAUACUUCCAAGGAUGAACUAGUUAAGAUCAGCUUAGGUGGUUUGAAGAGACUUGCUUUGGAAGCUGUUACUUUUGGUUCUUUCCUCUGGGAUGUAGAGAGUUAUGUGGAUUCGAGGUAUCACUUUGUUCUCAAUUAAAUAAUGUUCACGAGCGUGCAGGCCAAAAAAAAAAAAAAAAAAUUGUAGUAGACAUACAACUGACCAAAGUUAAAUGCUAUCUAUGUAUGAGUGUAAAGCUGGUGGUGACUAUAAAUAGAUUUGGGCUAAUUUUUCUGUA
Populus euphratica (Euphrates poplar) is the source of this 1494-nucleotide messenger RNA. RefSeq lists its product as uncharacterized. The transcript is spliced from 4 exons. Lineage: Eukaryota; Viridiplantae; Streptophyta; Magnoliopsida; Malpighiales; Salicaceae. The record is from RefSeq and is a predicted model, not a curated record. The coding region runs from base 99 to 1355 and encodes 418 amino acids.